GGGGUUAAACCUAAAACAUUUUAACCAUUGUACAAUUGUAAUUUUAACCACUACAUGGAGACGCAGCGUCAUUGUUUAUGAGGCCCAGUUAAACGUAAACCAGUUGCUUGGCAUUAAUAUAACUUGUAAUUUUCAUUCGUCGUGCUUCGUGAAUGUUCGGAGGUUCGGCUUGUUUUUGUAAGAAUCCGGAAGGGAUCAGGGUCACGUUUCCUUUGCCGUCUGGAGUAUAAGUCCUCAGUACUGGCCAACUGAGAACUGAAAGUGCCAGGCUUAAGCAGGAUACACAGGCAGAGGACAGGUCAUCAGGCGGUCUCCCUAUGUCAGGCCGAAACGGGUCUGCGAGCGAUGCAGACUGUCGGAUCUCGGAGGACUGCCGGUCCCCGGAUGUAGAGCUGAUGGAGUUGGGACCCCUGCUGGAGGAGGCGGGCCGGCAGGCAGCGGGGAAAGGCAUGAUGUCGGAGGGGGCCUCAGUUCUGCCUGAUGAUGAUGAUGAUGAUGAUGACGAAGAGGUGGAAGAGGUCCUGACGCUGCCCCUCCAGGCUCACCACGCCAUGGAGAAGAUGGAGGAGUUUGUGCACAAAGUGUGGAAGGGUAGCUGGAGGGUAAUCCCUUUUCACGUCCUGCCGGAGUGGCUGAAGGACAACGACUACCUCCUGCAUGGACACCGGCCCCCAAUGCCCUCCUUCCGCGCCUGCUUUGGAAGCAUCUUCAGGAUCCAUACAGAAACAGGCAACAUCUGGACCCACCUUCUGGGGCUGAUCCUGUUUAUUUGUCUGGGCACGUACACCAUUCUGCGGCCCAACAUGUACUUCAUGGCACCUCUGCAGGAAAAGGUGGUGUUUGGGAUGUUCUUUCUGGGCGCGGUGCUCUGCCUCAGCUUCUCCUGGCUCUUUCAUACCGUCUACUGCCACUCUGAGAAAGUGUCUCGCACCUUCUCCAAGCUUGACUACUCAGGUAUCGCCCUGCUGAUCAUGGGUUCCUUUGUGCCCUGGCUCUACUACUCGUUCUACUGUUCCCCGCAGCCACGCCUCAUCUACCUCACCAUAGUCUGUGUGCUGGGCAUCGCCGCCAUCGUAGUGGCCCAGUGGGAGCGCUUCUCCACGCCCGCGCACCGGCCCACCCGAGCAGGAGUGUUCAUGGGCCUGGGACUGAGCGGCAUCGUCCCCACAGUGCACUUCACCAUCGAGGAGGGCUUCGUCAAGGCCACCACUGUGGGACAGAUGGGCUGGUUCUACCUGAUGGGCGCCAUGUACAUCACUGGCGCCGGACUGUACGCCGCCAGGAUCCCUGAGCGCUACUUCCCCGGCAAAUGUGACAUCUGGUUCCACUCCCACCAGAUCUUCCAUGUCCUGGUGGUUGCAGCAGCCUUCAUCCACUUCUACGGCGUCACCAACCUGCAGGAGUUCCGCUACGGCCUGGAGGGAGGCUGCACUGACGACACCCUUCUCUGAGAGCAGCCCAGCUGUGGCCCCCUCAGCCAUUUCUUGGUCGAUGCCCCUCCCUCCCCCGCCUCCCUACCCUAUAAAGUGCUGCUGGAACACGCCAUGGUCCCCCGUAGCUCCUUUUCUCCUCUCUUCUUCUCCUCCCCUGAUUUGCUCAUGUCAUACUUGGUUUUCUGGUGGUGGUUCUCUGCUUGGGCUCCUUUCUCCCCAAUAAAGUAUCUUUAGCCAGUGAACUAAAUGGAGGGGCAUCCCGCCGAUGCGGCACCACUUUUUUUUUAUCAAGAUGAAGCUCUAGGCUUGACUUUAGCUCAUUAAGAACAACAGGGUUUUUUUGACCAGAUUGAUUACAUGUUUCCUUGAAGGAAGGGAACCUCAAAGUCAUAGAGAUAUCAUGAUGGUGUCUUUCUUGGCCUACAGAGCUGCCUACAUCAAGUUGUAGGAGGCUUGUGUGAUAGAAUGGGUCCGGGUUGGGGUCAAUACAUUCCAUAUUUAUUCUGUCAAUACAAGGAAUUUAAUUGAAAUUCAAUUCAUGAAUUGAACAUUGAAAAGUCCUGAUUGAAAACAAUGGGCAAUUCCAACAAUUCAUUAUGGGCAUUUGAUUCUGUUGAUUUAAAAAAAAUAAUAAUAAAAGCAGUCAACCCCAACCCAGGUAUGGGUUAUGGAGCUGGAAGGCAAACAAUUUAAAUUACUUUCUUACAAGACAUGGUGCUUGGUACCCUUAUCCCUCAUGUCCCUUUACAAUUGAACACAAUCUUGUAUGAUUGAUAGCUGGUAUGAAACUAACCUUGCAACGCACAAUGGGCAAAUCUGGGAAUAGGUUAACUCUUCUCAUCUUGAGUUUCUUUUCUUUUUAAGGCUAUAUUUCAGAACUCUUAAGGUCAAAUUAUUGCACCUUAAAAGUAUGUUAUUACUGUUUAAACUUUAAGUCAUUGCAUAAGGUCCACCAUGUAGUGUGUAUGAAUAAUCAUUUAGUUUUCCUGUGCCUUACAUGCAAACCUCACUAGCCACGUUGCGUGCCGCGAGCGUUGCAAAAUAAAUGUACAAAUACAUGUUAUUCACACCGCUCGCGUGAAUGAGCGUCUGCGUAGCCAAGCGCUAAAAUAGAACUUGGUUCUAUUGAGAAGCGCCAGAUGCUGCAAGUCCCCUCCUUAUUGGAUAUCAGGAAGAUAAAAAGGGAAACCUACUUAGUUUCUAGUUCUGUGGAUUAAUCGUCGGAGUAGAGAAACGCACAACUGCGUGUGUCGUGAUCGCAUCAAAUGUGGAUGGACAAAAUCAACAUAUGCACACGCGUGGCCGGUGUAGUCCGCAGGUUAGGCCAAUGGAAAUAGUUUUUCAAUAGAUGGGCCAAUAUUGCAGUCAAGUGAACUUCAUUAGGAUCUCCAGAUAUGAUAGGGACCUUAUUUUUUUCCUUUAUAUCAAAUCACUAUUAAACUUUUGACCUCCAAUAGUUCUCAAACUGCUAUUUAUUAAGACCUUUCUUUUUUUUUUAAGCUGACUUUGUGGCUUUAUUACAAAGACUAAGCAAUCUAUGUAUUCUUGACUUUGUGUUGUAUCCUGUGUAGACAAGUUGAUGGAUCAUACAUUUCCCUGAAAUGUAAACACAUAAUAAAUAUUUAUUAAUGGGAA
Molecule: messenger RNA, 3068 nt
Organism: Salvelinus namaycush (lake trout)
Lineage: Eukaryota; Metazoa; Chordata; Actinopteri; Salmoniformes; Salmonidae
Product: adiponectin receptor protein 1-like
Exons: 8
Coding region: 318-1451 (377 amino acids)
Biological process (GO): adiponectin-activated signaling pathway
Cellular component (GO): plasma membrane
Molecular function (GO): signaling receptor activity
Source: RefSeq, a predicted model, not a curated record